Molecule: messenger RNA, 3649 nt
Organism: Durotheca rogersii
Lineage: Eukaryota; Fungi; Ascomycota; Sordariomycetes; Xylariales; Xylariaceae
Exons: 1
Coding region: 177-3581 (1134 amino acids)
Source: RefSeq, a predicted model, not a curated record
GACCCCAUUUCAGAUGCCACCCAUGGGAUGAAUCCUCGUCUAUCUUUUAACUUCAUGGCUCUCUAUUGCCUCUCAUCCUACCCGACUUUCACAUCCCAUCGUUCGCUAACGGCGCUCGGCAGGCUUGUAUUUACUAUUGUGAACAUUCGUUUGGCUCUCCCGGGAUUGCAUUCAUUAUGACGGUCAGACGCAGUACCAGGGACAAAAGCCGUGCACUCGGUACCGGUAGCGCAAGCGGCGGAGGCAGUACCCGCGGCACGCCUACUUCCGCACAGAGGGUCGCUUAUCACGAGCCACCAACUGCAGAUCUUCCCGGCCUGUUUCCGGUACAUGACGGAUCAUACGGUAUCAACACGCAUGUGAAUCUUGACCCCGUCAAAAGUCGGCGGCGCGGUCAAACGGCCAAGUCUGGAUUUGUCAAUGAAGAGGAGGAGGACAGGCGUUUCGUCAGACAGGUCGGACGGAGGAGUAGGCGCCACGGCAUGGAGGAUAACCUGAGAAGGGUCGUCCAGGAGACCGUUGAGGAAGCAGAGAGAGACGAGGACAAUGAAAACCCGGAAGAACCCCAUCGCCAACCCGGAACGGCUAGAGGAGAGCCGGGCAGACGACAUCGGCCGCAAGUCUCCAAGACAGGACCUCCGCCUCCGUAUGACGAUCGUGGAAAGAGAGGGGAGCCGGAACGGCAAGAGGCAGGGGAAGAAUACGAAGAGGAAGAGGAAGAAGACUAUGAAGAGGAAGAGGAGGACUAUGAAGAGGAGGAUCAGGGAGGGCAAGGACAGGAGCAGGAAGAGAAAGACAACAAGGGAGACACCCAGGGCGGGGGCGACCGGAUACCCGAUGCUGACCUCAUAUACCAACCGAUGGCACCACACAUACCUACCUUGGGACAGCCUUAUGAAGAUCGUAACGACGACGGAUCGAAACCGCCAUAUACGGCUGUCGAGUAUAGCUCCCCGGAUCCAUAUGCACUCAUUCACAAUAGCAAUCCGACUGGGCCAUCCUUAACGAAGCGCCGAUUCUAUGGUCUGCCUAUUGGACAAGGUUCCUCAACCUCUAAGGAUCCAGACGUUUACAGGAGGGGCUAUAGCUACGAAAGCUCACUAUAUCGUGAAGCAACUGUUCGAACGCCCAGUCCCACACAAGAUAUGGGCCGCCGAGCACCCGCACCCGUUCCGCCAGCAACGAGCGGCCCAAUGGGAGACACUGAUGACAUCUGGGAUUGGGAGGCUGAAGAAGGUGAUACCGGCUCGGCGGCAAUCGGUAGUAAAGAGGCGCCCGGUCUUCCGGAAGCGCUCGACCCCAAAUCCCCCAAACCCGCGGGUCUUGAUAUUUCGUCGCUGAGCCUCACCGAAGAGGAGUCGAAGAUGAUGCAGAGGGUACUCGGCCAAGUUCAUGCAUCACCCGGCCAGACUCCCCACCAAAUUGUUUCCCUAGACCAUCUGACACUCGAGGAGAAUCGGGCGGCGAGAUCAUUGAUCCGGGAUAUGGGCAGAGACAAGGAUACGGUAAAGAGAAUCGUCGACGAGUUGGACAAGGCAGCCGCCAAACGGCUCUCAGCCCACCCCGCGCCAUCCAGUCUAUUUGGCCCGCCACCUAAUAAGUCUAGGACCUAUCCCCACGGUAAACAGCCGGUGGACAGCAGCUCCAGCGCUCCCGGCGCCCCCGGUAAUCUGACCCCCGUCGUCGACAGAACCAACCAACCACCCCGUCGACCCACAGACGAUGCGGCCAUCGGAAAGAGCUCAACUUCCGGCCAAUCGACCAGCCAGGUAAAGCCCGACGUCAAGAAAUCCACUGUCCAGGCUGCACCACAGCCGCCGCCACCGCCGCCAUCGCUGCCGCCUAAAACACGGGGGCCGAAAGCGACAGUUAUUAGUCGAGUCAAAUCCAUGUCUCGAUCCUUGAUUCGAGCUCUACGGGACCUAAAUAUCGGUGGCGUCCCAAGACUGAUAUUCGUGUUCCUUAGCAUCCUAACUGCAGCCUGGUUGCUUCUGACCUUGCUCAAUGGCGUGUCCAUGCCAGUGAGGGAUGACUUUUUCUCCGGCGUCGAACCCUCCCGCUUCGGAUGGAACAGCAUCAAGAAUCUCAUCCCAUCUAGAAUUAAAAGUCCAUUCAAUGACUUGAGCCCCCCUCGCUCAGCAGAAGACUGCUGUGGCGGCCUCUCGAACACGCUUCAAGGUCACAAGUCGGCAAUAGCCAAUCUCAAGAGAUCCGAUGACGAGUUGUCGAAGCUUAUGCAGGACCUGAAUCGGAGGAUUCCCGCAAAGGUCUUUGUCGAAUUAGACAAACGGGGCAAGCCUAAGAUAUCAGAGGACUUUUGGCACGCGCUGAGGGAUUUGAUCCGAGAGGAUGACAUAAUUCUCACACUGGAAAAUGUCCAGAGAGAGGAUCCAAAAAUAUCAGACGCACAUUGGCAUGCAAUUCAGACCCGUCUAGAACAGGAUAGGUAUUACACCCUGCCAAAAGAAGGGACUGGUAAGACCAAAGUCUCGCCAGAGGAGUUGGAUCACGAUAUAGACAAUAGAAUAUCACGGUCAUGGCAGAACUGGCUAGACCAAAACGAGGGCUUACUGAAGGAAAUGGUCGCUGGCACAGCUAUUACCAAGCAUGAGUUUAUGAAGCUAUUCCAGGACCAAAUCCAGGUACACCGGGAAGAGAUCCGGAGGGAGUUUGCAGACCUAGAGAAUCGAGUGCAAGACCUUGCAGACACACUCUCGGGCCUCCGCGACUCGGCGCCGCCGGCGGGAAUGACAGCAGAGGAGGUGCAGAGUCUCACCGAUGCCGCGAUCAAGAAGGCCUUGCAGCACGCAGUAUUCGACGCCGUUGCUUCUGGGGGGGUGCAUAGCCACACCAACGAUGUGCUCAACAACGCGGUCAACUUCUUCUCCCCUGCCUCCGGUGCAACCAUCGAUCCCGACCGUACCUCGGAGACCUGGAGGCCGGCAAAGCCCGAGUUCCGGGCCGACGACUGGUUCCGUAAGACUGCCUACCCACCCCUACCUCCUCUGGCGGCCCUGAUGCCUUGGGAUGACGAGAGCGAGUGUUUCUGCGCGGGAUCCGGUGGUAAGGCCCCAGGAGGUGGUUUAAAUGCCCUCGCGGUGCUGCUGAGCUACCCCAUCAUCCCGCAGCACCUUGCGGUUGAUCACCUGCUUCCGGGGGCGACGCUGGACCCCGGCGCGAUGCCGCGGGAUAUCGAGGUGUGGAUCGAGAUCGACGACCUGACGCUGCGGGCCGAGGUCCUCGUCUUCUCGGCCAACAGCUUCCCAGACACGCCCCGCGAGACGGCGCUGAACGAGGCCUUCGUGAAGGUGGGCCACUUCACGUACGAGGCCCGGAACUACGGCGACGGCGUCCAGGUAUUCAAGCUGAGCGACGAGCUGACGCGCCUCGGCGCCAGCACGUCCAAGAUCGUCGUGCGCGCCGUCAGCAACUACGGCGCCGACCACACGUGCUUCUACCGCCUGCGCAUGUUCGGCCAGCUGGUCGAGGGCCCGGACGUCGUGAGACACGAGGUCCCGCCGCCCCGUCCAAGGAGCUGGUGGUCGCGACUACGAAAUGCACGCUUCCGGGCCACAGACUAGAGCAAGCCUUCCCCCCCCCCCCCCCCUUCUGGCUGAAGCGCGAUCCCCCAGGUCUGCCAGGCAGUCGG